This is a messenger RNA of Varroa destructor (honeybee mite), 1594 nucleotides long. RefSeq names its product CD63 antigen-like. Gene Ontology annotation, cellular component: plasma membrane. The record is from RefSeq and is a predicted model, not a curated record. NCBI's taxonomy places the organism in Eukaryota, Metazoa, Arthropoda, Arachnida, Mesostigmata, Varroidae. Gene Ontology annotation, molecular function: microtubule severing ATPase activity; ATP binding; ATP hydrolysis activity.
UCGAAAAACACAAAAUGCUGGAAGUGCUACGAUAAUACUGAAACGCCAUCUAUGUAUUCGAUGUACAUACACAGUAAUUUUGGUUACGCUGGCGAACAGGACAAUUGUAUUUUAUUAGAAAUAGAACGGCUUCGUUUUAUUAUACGGCUUUAUUGUUUGUUCUACGUACUUAUCACUCGGAGCCCCUAGAUACUAAAGUCAACGCCUAGACUGUGAACGUCUCGUGGGCUUUCUCCCGCAAUUGAGGUUAAACGUGAGGGACAACGAAGACGAUGUCGUUUGUGAAGUAUGUGAAGGAUAUCUUGGAUACUCUGCCAACAAAUAGCGCGGGGGAGAAACUCGACACACUGUUACGUUUAAUGUACUCUCUGUCGGCAAAAUUUCUACAAUUACAGCUAGUCAAUCAGCAUGCUUUGGCUAUGUGUAACUUGAAAAGCAAAAUAUUAAAAGAAAAAGCUCCAGAUGUAUCGAAGAUACCUUCAUUACACGGACCGCAUUUUUACUUUUCGAAUUCGCCCGGGAUCCAACUCAUCAACUCUAACUGCCUCGAACCGCGCACCGUAGUUGGUCAUCAGCUGGCGAAGGGAGCCCUGGCAGCAGCAACUGGGCGAUAUCCUGAAGUUGGCGGAAUCCAAAUGCCAAGGACCACACUUCUCUACGGUCCAAACGGUGUCGGGAAGUCCCUUCUACUCAGAGUUCUAGAAAAUUGCGUGGCCAGACCCUGGCGCUGUCUACGUCUUGACGUUCACGCGUUGACCGCCGAUAAGACAUUUUUGGAAUUGGCGUUUUUCUCGGCGGUCUGUUACUCACCAGCCGUGCUUCUUGUCGACGAUUUGCACAAGAUCAGGACCCAUCCGGAAACUGUUACCCUUCUGGCGGAGAAGGUGAAAUAUCUGCGCACUCAGACUGCGGAAAAUGUGGAAAAUGUCAACUUUGUAGCAACAUGUAUCAAGCCAUGGGAGCUUCCAGAUGAGCUACUUGAUCAGUUCGAAACACGGAUUUUAAUGCCACUGCCGAACGCCGUUGAGCGCCUCGCCAUCCUAAAACUUCAUUUGCCGAAAACCGCGCCCAUAACCCUUGAGCAAAUGAUCGACUUCGUUAAUGAUCUGGAAGGCUAUUCCGGUGGUAUCAUUAAGCAAAUUGUUGAGAACGGUAUCAAGUUGGACCUGGCAGAGCUGGUCGACCUGUCGCAAAAGUAUCAGCAGAACGUGAACACUUUGGAGGAGUAUUGGGGGUUUGUCGAGUUGGAAAUAGUUCGCCUAGGACGAGCAUGGAACAGCAAGAAAAAGAAAAUACCAAAGAGGGGCAUCGAUAAGCACAAAAGCUUUGAUGCUGGGUUUCAAAGCACUUCCGGCUCACCAAUUGUUCCGAGCUCUUUAGACAUCCCAAGAUCGUCAGAGUCAACAAAGCUGCACACGCAAAUAACAUCGGCGUAUGUUGGAGGCAGUCAGAAAAAAAAAUGUCCGUAAAGUAAGGAGAAAUUUUGUUUUUUUUUUCGAAAAGGAACGCCUAUAACGUAAACCAGAAAUAAAGAAUGGACUAAGGUAAGCCAGCGGUACUUCUUGUAAAGCGGCAGACAGUUCCGAUCAGGUAA